AUUUGGAAUCUGUGCGACAAACUCGCGGUCACACUGCCGCCGCACGUGUAGAUUGUUUUCUUUUGUAAAUUUAGCAGAUUUCUAAUUAAUUUAAGCAUGUCCGACUUUGAAAUGGAAGAAAGUGGCUCGGAAUACGACGACAUGUCCGACGCUGAGCUGCAAGACGCAUUCGAGCGUGGCGAACUCAAACCCGGCCUCAAUGUGGUCUUCAAUGAAAAACGCGACCGAGUUAAUGAUACUACAAAGCUUCUGGCCAAAACAAAGGCCAUUCAGAUGUCGCUGCCGUGGGUGGAGCGUCUGGAUAUGGUCAACACACUGGCGCCCAUGGCCCCAGAGCUGGCCGUACAGCUGGAGAAGCACGAACAGAAGCGCGCCAAUGUGUUCAAAGGCAACGCCAAGCUGCCAUACGUGCGGCCCGAAGAGGAUCCCGUGCUUAACGAUUUCAAGCGCGAGAUGCUGUUCCAUCGGCAGGCACAGAGCGCCGUGCUGGAGGGUAUACCGAUGCUGCAGCAGCUGGGCAUCAAGACACGCCGUCCGGAUGAUUACUUUGCUGAAAUGGCCAAGAGCGACGAGCACAUGCAAAAGGUGCGAUCCAAUCUGAUGGCCAAGCAGCAGGGCCAGGCCAAGUCGGAGCGCAUCAAGCAGAUCAGAGAGCAGCGCAAGAUGGGCAAGAUGCUGGCCAAGCAGACCAAGGUGCAGCGCGAGGCCGAGAAGAAGGAUAUGUUGGACAAGCUGAAAAAGUUCCGCAAGGGCAAGCUGAAGAACCUGGACUUCCUCGAGGACGCCAAAGCGCUGGAGUCCAAGCAGAAGAAGACUGCCGAAAACCGCAAGGCGCGCAACAAGAAGUUUGGCUUUGGUGGCAAGAAGAAGGGUCUCAAGCGCAACACAAAGUCCUCGUCGGCUGGCUUGGACGCAGAGAAGUCCACACGCCGACAGCGGGGCGCCAAGGCUGGAGCAUCGGUCAACAAGCGGAUGGGCAAAUCGAGACGCAUCAAGGCCAAGGGCAGAAAAUAACCUCCCCGCCUACGAUUAGCUGACCAAACUUAGAUUUACCUGCCUUCCCAGAUCGUGUAUAGAUUUAUUAUAACUAAAUACAUACAAUUUAUGUGCUCUUAAAUAGAUUCUAUUUAACCUA
This is a messenger RNA of Drosophila guanche, 1135 nucleotides long. RefSeq names its product probable rRNA-processing protein EBP2 homolog. The record is from RefSeq and is a predicted model, not a curated record. The transcript is spliced from 3 exons. Gene Ontology annotation, biological process: rRNA processing; ribosomal large subunit biogenesis. Lineage: Eukaryota; Metazoa; Arthropoda; Insecta; Diptera; Drosophilidae. The coding region runs from base 97 to 1014 and encodes 305 amino acids. Gene Ontology annotation, cellular component: nucleolus; preribosome, large subunit precursor; nuclear periphery.